This is a messenger RNA of Bactrocera dorsalis (oriental fruit fly), 516 nucleotides long. RefSeq names its product cyclin-dependent kinase inhibitor 1C-like. NCBI's taxonomy places the organism in Eukaryota, Metazoa, Arthropoda, Insecta, Diptera, Tephritidae. The record is from RefSeq and is a predicted model, not a curated record. Bases 1 to 516 code for a protein of 171 amino acids. The transcript is spliced from 2 exons.
AUGGAUGUAGACACAUCAGUCGCAACCUCGUCGACCGCUCGGGCUAUCAAUACGCCACGCACCGGGCCUACACCAGCGCCCCGAACUGUGGCUGCAACAGCGCCGGCAACUACACCGGCAACAACGCCGGCAACUACACCGGCAACAACGCCAGCAACUGCACCGGCAACAACGCCGGCACCUGUACCGGCAACCGCGCCCGCAGCGGUGCUUACCCCCGCACCUCGUGGCGGCACCCGACCACCAUCGACUGCAGCGAGGACUUCAGAGACCCGUCGGAUAAGGUGUCCCAUCUGUCGACGCCCUCAUCGUCUCCACCAUUGUGGAAUAUUUAGGGGUAUGCGGCCUUUGCAAGGGCAGCAAGUGGCUCAGGCCCACGGGCAUUGCCUCAACUGCCUGUCGCACACUCAUGCGACUACAGAGUGUGAGUCACGUGGGCUGUGCCAAAUGUGCCACCGGCCGCAUCACACGCUGCUACACCGCAGCUCGUCACGCGAAAUUCAGGAAGUGGUUUAG